Messenger RNA from Arachis ipaensis, 798 nucleotides. Lineage: Eukaryota; Viridiplantae; Streptophyta; Magnoliopsida; Fabales; Fabaceae. The record is from RefSeq and is a predicted model, not a curated record.
AUGACUGAAGUGGCAAGAGGGGUGAAAAAUCCAAAAAUAAUCACAAAGUUUGCAGGAGAAGUUGGAGAGUCAACCACUGAACAUGUCGCUCGAUAUUUGGUUGAGAUUGAAAUUUUAGCCAAUGAUGAGAAUUUGAAAAUGAAGCCAAAUUCGAUAACGACAUGGAAUCAAUUAGAAACUGCUUUUCAUGCUCAAUUCUAUCGAGGGAAAAUGAAUGUGGUAGUUACUAAUCUGCUUGCUUUGAGACGUGAAGAUGGUAAAACCAUUGAUGACUAUAUGAUACAUUUCAAAAACGCUAGAAGUAGAUGCUAUAUUUCAUUACCCGAGAAUGAAGUUGUGAAAAUAGCCAUUAUGGGGAUAGAAUUUUAUAUGCGCCGAAAGUUGCUUAAUGUGCAUAUCUCUGACUUAGCCCAUUUAGCUGAAAAGGUUCGUCAGACCGAACUCAUUAAAAAGGAGAAGGAGAAAUAUAGGAGUGAGCAAAGAUCAAAGGAUAAACAAUUAAUUUUGCCUGAGGGUAGAACUUUACUUUCGGUGAAAGAUUUGAAAGGAAAACCUUAUUGUAAAUUUCACCAAGAAACUAGUCAUUCAACAAACAGUUGUGUUCGUUUCAGGGAUUUGAUUCAGGAAGCUAUUAUGGAGGGACGUUUGAAAUUCGACGAUGGUAAGAAAGAGAUGAAGGUUGAUACCGAUCCCUUUGAUGCUGAUGCCAGCUUUGUUGAACCGUGUUUUGGAGUGAAUACGGUUGGCAUGUCUUAUGAUUUUGAUGUGGCUUUUGAUGAUUUUGAGUCACAAGUUUGA